CGCGGGGUGGUGGCUGCCCCGCUCCCCUCCGGGAGAGGCGAAGCCCCAGCGGCGUUGCUCGCUGGGCAGCCCCGACCUCGGUGGGCGGCUGUUGGCGAAGACGCCCGUCGGGGCUGAAGGAGCUCCCGCCCGCCCCUGCCCCCCAUGCGGCGCAGGCAGCGGGCUCUCCGCUCGCCGCCGCGUUUGUCUUUGUGGGCGGGUUGGCGGCUGCCGGGAGCCCGCCAUGGGGCGGCCGCACCGGAGCUGUUGAAGCGGCGGUGGAGAAGCAGCUGGACGGCCCCAUGGAGGAGCGGGAAAGCGAGCUGCGCUGGGACGGGCUGUGCAGCCGCGACGCUGCCACCCGCGCCGCCGCCUUGGACACCAUCGGACAAGCCGUUCUCCGGCGUAGCGAGACCAUCGCUCCCGUGGCGGCCGUGCCGCCUACCCGGGCUGCCGACGGGCUCCUGGUUCCUGCCGCCCGCGACGGGCUGAGCGAGGUGCUGGCCCGUCUGCUGAUGCUCUCCAAGCGCUGCCCCUUCCCCGACGUGAGAGAGAAGAGCGAGGCGAUCCUCAGCGAGGUGCAGGAACUGGGAAUAAGAAUUCCUAGACCACUGGGACACGGACCAAGCAGAUUCAUCCCCGAGAAGGAGACCAUUCAGGUGGGAAACGAGGACGCCGUGAUGCACACGCUGUUUGCUGACUCCUUUGCUGCGCUGGGCCGACUGGACAACGUCACCUUGGUGAUGGUUUUCCACCCACAGUAUCUUGAAAGCUUUCUGAAGACUCAGCACUAUCUGCUGCAGAUGGAUGGUCCGCUCCCGCUGCACUACCGGCACUACAUCGGCAUCAUGGCUGCAGCACGACAUCAGUGCUCUUAUCUGGUUAACCUCCAUGUGAAUGACUUCCUUCAUGUCGGUGGAGACCCUAAAUGGUUGAAUGGUCUGGAAAAUGCCCCUCAAAAACUGCAAAAUUUAGGAGAACUGAACAAAAUGUUGGCUCACCGACCCUGGCUCAUCACCAAGGAACACAUUGAGCAACUUCUAAAGACUGAAGAGAACAGCUGGUCCCUGGCAGAGCUGAUCCAUGCAGUCGUUCUCCUGACUCACUACCACUCCCUUGCGUCCUUCACCUUUGGCUGUGGCAUCAGCCCCGAGAUCGACUGUGAAGGGGGUCACACCUUCAGGCCCCCCUCUGUCAGUAACUAUUGCAUAUGUGACAUCACAAAUGGUUACCACGGGGUGGAGGAAAUCCAGGCCAGCCCAGUUGCAACUAUUCCAUCCACAGAAUCUGUCUGUGAAGUUGAAGCUCUCAUGGAGAAAAUGAAGCAGCUGCAGGAGUGUAGGGAUGAAGAGGAAGCCAGCCAAGAAGAGAUGGCUACACGUUUUGAAAGAGAGAAGAGAGAAAGCAUGUUUGUGUGCUCCUCAGAGGAUGAAGAAUCAGCUCCAGCCAGAGACGUGUCUCGUCACUUUGAGGACACCAGCUAUGGUUACAAGGACUUCUCCAGGCAUGGAAUGCAUGUGCCCACGUUUCGUGUCCAGGACUAUUCCUGGGAGGACCACGGCUAUUCCUUGGUGAACCGCCUUUACCCCGACGUGGGCCAGCUCCUCGAUGAGAAGUUCCACAUUGCCUACAACCUGACUUACAACACCAUGGCCAUGCACAAAGAUGUGGAUACCUCAAUGCUGCGGCGAGCUAUCUGGAACUAUAUUCACUGUAUGUUUGGCAUAAGAUACGAUGAUUAUGACUAUGGUGAAAUUAAUCAGUUGUUGGACCGCAGCUUUAAAGUUUAUAUCAAGACAGUGGUUUGCACUCCUGAAAAGACCACAAAAAGAAUGUAUGAUAGCUUCUGGAGGCAGUUUGAACACUCUGAGAAGGUCCAUGUAAAUUUGCUUCUGGUAGAAGCUCGGAUGCAAGCCGAACUACUUUACGCUCUGAGAGCUAUUACUCGCUACAUGACCUGAUGGCUGCAGCUGCCUGGAGACCUGGGAAUGUGCUGCAGCUGCAGCGUGGCAGAGGAAGAGAGGAAGCCUCAGGACCAACGGUAGCUCUAAGUUAAGAUGCCCAUUGUGCCAUAACUCCUUUAGUUUCAGCUCUUUCCGUGUUUGGAACGUCGCUUGGCAGUCGAGCGGGCGGGGGCCUGCGGAGCGCCGCCCUGCCCCUGCUGUUCCGGCUUUAGACAGCACACAGGACACUCUGUGGCCUUGUGGCAACAUAGCAAAUGAUAGAUACAUAGAUCUUGUGUUAAGGCAAAUCCUAGGGGGAGCUGGAGCCUGACAAGAACUGGGACUUGAUGACAUUUUGCUUUCCCUCCCAGAAUAAUGGUAGAAAAUCUCGAUGCUGCUAUUCUGUGCUGGUGGAGCGAGCAGCCAGAGCCUGCUCCCCUUGAGCUACAAGUGGAAGUGAGCACUGCUAUUGUCUGAGCCUUUCUUGUGGGGGGGUUCAAAACCAAUCCAAAAAAAUAAGCCUUGUUCUUCAGAUUUCUUUUGUCAUCAGAACUAAAGCUCUUCUGUCCACACUGAUCACUUGGAAACGACAGCAGUCAAUUUCUCUCGGGUAGUUUAGCCUUAAAAACGCUCUCUUUGUGUUCAGCGUUCUUUGGUGAGCUCCAAAGUGCAAUGG
Dryobates pubescens (Downy woodpecker) is the source of this 2598-nucleotide messenger RNA. RefSeq names its product sestrin 1 (gene SESN1). The record is from RefSeq and is a predicted model, not a curated record. Gene Ontology annotation, biological process: cellular response to leucine starvation; regulation of response to reactive oxygen species; cellular response to L-leucine. The transcript has 10 exons. Gene Ontology annotation, cellular component: nucleus. Gene Ontology annotation, molecular function: L-leucine binding; oxidoreductase activity, acting on peroxide as acceptor. NCBI's taxonomy places the organism in Eukaryota, Metazoa, Chordata, Aves, Piciformes, Picidae. The coding region runs from base 282 to 1940 and encodes 552 amino acids.